This is a messenger RNA of Haliotis rufescens (red abalone), 861 nucleotides long. Its product is annotated as cornifelin homolog. NCBI's taxonomy places the organism in Eukaryota, Metazoa, Mollusca, Gastropoda, Lepetellida, Haliotidae. The coding region runs from base 154 to 693 and encodes 179 amino acids. The transcript is spliced from 5 exons. The record is from RefSeq and is a predicted model, not a curated record.
CAAGAUUGGAUUGGAUGUUAUUUAUCUUCCUGACUAGAGAGUGAAGUCCAACGACCAUGUCCUAGAGAGGCAGUGCAUUUGUCUGGCCGUUUCUACAUCACAUGUGGAAAUUUAAACACAGCAAUACAAACCUUGGUGGACUGGACGGUGAGAAUGACUGAGUUUAAAUCGGGCCGACCACCCUACGCGCCACACUCGCGCACCAUCCACCCUCAGGCCCCGACCCCCCAGGAGUACCAGGGACCAGGGGUAGUCCCAUACCAGCCCAACUACUACAACCCCCCUUACCAGCAGCCCGUCAUGCAACAGCCUAUGCCCAUGCAGACGAUGCAGUCGCACAACACCACGGUGGUGGUGGCGGGGCUAGGAGGGGGCGGGCCAGUGGACGCUCCCCCCCGGGAAUGGAGCUCGGGGCUGUUUGGGUGCUGCGAAGACGUUAACGGAUGUCUGGGUGUGAUGUUCUGUCAAGAGUGUUACGGGUGCCACCUGGCGUCGAAGGCUGGGGAAACGUGUUGUCUCCCCUGCUGUGUGCCGGGCUGGCUCAUAUCACUCCGCGCCCACAUCAGAGGAAAGCACAACAUCCAGGGCUCCAUCUGCGACGACUGCUGCAAGGUGGUCUGCUGUUACCAGUGCACGAUGUGCCAGCUGUCCCGGGAGAUCAACAACAUCAACAACGGCAAGGCAGCCAGAUAGAUAGAUACACCAUGGAGAGAUAGCUAGAUACACCAUGGAUACACCAUCCUGCGACUAUAAGUUCUCAUGACAGAUAUUGAGAAUAAAAUCAUUUUUCCGAAAAGGAAAUUUCAGCUCGUUCCUAGCAUUUGAAGGAACAACAGAUAAAUAAAUAUUGUGGUAUAUCAA